AUGCUGGGCCGGAAAACAGGGCUCCCCCACGACCUGAACAGCCACCGCCAGCUGAACCAGUCCUACCAGGAGGCUGUGCCCCUGCGGACCAGACCAUCCAAGGAGACGGAUGUCAGUUUGGAGGUGUUCAGCGGCUCUACGCCUGAAAUCAAACAGAGCCGCACCAGAGCCCAGCAGAUGCGGGAUAGGAAAGGUCGCAAAGCUGACCUCAAAGACUCUAACGGGAGAGAGGCAGAAACAAUUACCUUUAUUUCGGGUACAGCAGAGGCUCCGCCAAACCGGAGCGUUUGCUGUUCCUCUCUCUCUCAGGCCUGGAACACAUACAAGGCUGUUUUCUGUUGUAUAGUGACCUGUGGGGGCUGCUUUCAGGACUGCAGUGUCUGUAUCCCCUAUCCAGGGCCCACUGAGACCUCCACUGAUGACGGAAAGAACGGAGAUUAUAAUGGGCGACUGCCAAACAGCCCCGCCAACGUCUCUCCCACUGAGAAGAAUGGGAAUCAGAUCAAAAAGUCCAGCAUGGGUAGCAGUUUCAGUUACCCAGAUGUGAAACUGAAGGGCAUUCCUGUCUAUCAAAACAGGAGCCCCAGCCACCACCUGGAAUCGGAUUCGUGCUGCAAAGAGCUGCUGCCAGAGAAGCCCUUAAGGAACAGCAUAGAAAAACCACCGCUCCCCAGCAGCCACCGGAGUUCAGAAGAGUAUUAUUCCUUCCACGAGUCCGACCUGGACAUCAGCGAGCUGAACGGCUCCAUGUCCAGCAGGGAGAUCGACGUCCUGAUCUUCAAGAAACUGACGGAGCUCUUCAGCGUCCACCAGAUCGAUGAGCUGGCCAAGUGCACGUCAGACACUGUCUUCCUGGAGAAGACCAACAAGAUCUCGGACCUCAUCAAUAGCAUAACUCAGGACUACAACCUGGAUGAGCAGGAUGCUGAAUGCAGGCUGGUCCGAGGCAUCAUACGCAUCAGCACCCGGAAAAGCAGGGUCCGGCCCCAUAUUUCUAUCCCAACCAGCCAGAGCCACGAGGAAAAGUCCAGCAGAGGCAACGCACCAGACAGCGGUAAUGAAACGAUGCUAGAGUCCAUGGUCGUCAGCCAAGACGAUUUGGCUGUGCAAAUAUCAGAAGAAACACCAGCAGAUGUGAUAGCCAGGAAUAUGAGGCGGCAUAGCAGUGCAGGCUCUCCAACAAGCAGAGAUUCCUCUUUCCAAGACACAGAGACUGAUUCAUCUGGGGCACCUCUGCUUCAGGUGUAUUGUUAA
This is a messenger RNA of Gavia stellata (red-throated loon), 1254 nucleotides long. RefSeq names its product keratinocyte differentiation factor 1 (gene KDF1). The transcript has 3 exons. Gene Ontology annotation, cellular component: cell junction. The coding region runs from base 1 to 1254 and encodes 417 amino acids. Gene Ontology annotation, biological process: keratinocyte development; regulation of epidermal cell division. NCBI's taxonomy places the organism in Eukaryota, Metazoa, Chordata, Aves, Gaviiformes, Gaviidae. The record is from RefSeq and is a predicted model, not a curated record.